Messenger RNA from Gigantopelta aegis, 990 nucleotides. RefSeq lists its product as uncharacterized. The record is from RefSeq and is a predicted model, not a curated record. Lineage: Eukaryota; Metazoa; Mollusca; Gastropoda; Neomphalida; Peltospiridae. The transcript is spliced from 2 exons. Bases 76 to 990 code for a protein of 304 amino acids.
UACAGCAGUCGACGGGGCGUGAAGGAAUCUAAAUCUCGAGUAUUUCAAGUUUGUCCUGAAAAUAUAGACUGCAAGAUGCCCCCUAAAAUGGCAAGGCCAUUGACGGGAAAAGAACGGCAAAAGAAGUGGCGUGAAAGACAGAAGGCCAACCUCGAAUCCCAUCAGAGGUACUUGCAGGCAGAAAGUGAACGUUAUACACGAAGGAUAGCAGAAGGAAAACGUAAACGUGUUGCUGACAUGACGGAACGUGAACUCCGAAAGCAGAGAAGAAAAUGGAAGCGUGACUUGAAAGCUUGGCGUCAGAGGCAGAAGACAAGCAUUGCUGCAAUUAUGACUCCACCUCAAAGUCCGCAUCCUGAUGCUGCUGCUGCUGAGCCACAACCCGGUCCGAGUAGGGAACAACCAGGUCCUAGUGUUAUGAAGACGAGUGGUCGAAAAAAGAUUCGUCGCGACAGGGCAAAAGCCUACCGAACCAUUGAAAAACUAACCGUCAAAUUGCAACAUGAACAGUUAAGAUGCAAGAGGGUGCAGAAACGCUAUGAAAGGGCAUGCGCAAAAUUGUCAAAAGAUCCAGCAACACCCAGGUCUGAAUCAAAGAAACUCUUGCAAUCAGGCAAUCUGAAAUCGGUUCAGAGAGAUUUGACGUUUUCAUUUGCUCUAGCUAGAGGUAUUAAGGAACGAUACAGAGAGCUUAGCAACCAACGUGAGAAACAACUGGUUCGCAGGAUCUUUCUUAGUGCCUUCCUGAAAAAAUAUCAUAUGGCAAAACACUUUUCAAACAAGCUUGGUAUAAGCAGAACACUUGCGCUUAAAGAUGUAGCAUCAAUGGCGAGGAAACGCCGGCGAGACCGCCACUCUGACGAAAUUGUGAAUGCAAUUCGAGAAUUGUUAUUGCGGGAUGACAACAGCAUGAUGAGGCCAGGUAAAAAGGACAAAACACGCAGGAGAAGAAUGAAAUGCAAAAACGUUUCCUUUUGGACUCCAUGCUGA